Molecule: messenger RNA, 513 nt
Organism: Ilex paraguariensis (yerba mate)
Lineage: Eukaryota; Viridiplantae; Streptophyta; Magnoliopsida; Aquifoliales; Aquifoliaceae
Source: the annotation of a GenBank genome assembly
CUUUUGGAUUCUUGACUUAUAUGGGCAGCUCUUAAGGUUGACCUCGUAUGCUGAGACAUUAUAUAAUAUUGAUUUUGGUUGUUCCCCAGGUGGCCAUACUUUUACCAUCAUGUGGUGGAAUUUAAGGAAACAAGAACGCUGAUGUACCAUGGCCUUUAUAGCCUAACGAUUUGUGGUCCCCGUCCUAAAUAAAACCCGAGGUUGAAGCCUUACCCACAAAUAUGUUCUCAGUAUCGACAAGAAAAACUAAAGACGACACUGAUGUGUUGGUGUCUGGCACAUAUAUUUCUCACAGAUCAGGUCGAGUCGAAGUUGAGAGAGACCACAUACAGGCUUGAACAGCAACUGGCAGAAGAGCAAGCUGCUCGAUUGAAGGCUGAAGAGUUUGCUCAAGAAGCUCAAAGGAAGUCAAAUGAUGAAAUUCGUAAGCUGAGAGAGAACCUAGAGAGAGCUCAGAGAGAGACUGAGGAGAUUCGAAAGCGAGCCGAAAGUGGUAGGUGUGCUAUUUUAUGA